Messenger RNA from Brassica rapa (field mustard), 4472 nucleotides. It is a transcript of the gene WRKY46, whose product is annotated as probable WRKY transcription factor 46. Gene Ontology annotation, cellular component: nucleus. Lineage: Eukaryota; Viridiplantae; Streptophyta; Magnoliopsida; Brassicales; Brassicaceae. Gene Ontology annotation, molecular function: DNA-binding transcription factor activity; transcription cis-regulatory region binding. Gene Ontology annotation, biological process: regulation of DNA-templated transcription. The record is from RefSeq and is a predicted model, not a curated record.
AUCCAUUAAUAAUUUCUUACUUCAAAAUAAAAUUAAAGUAUUUUAACUAUGUAAAAUAAUUAAAAAAUUCAAAUAAUACAGUAUAUUUAUUUUUAGUUGCAAAAUUGAACUAAUUAAUAAUAAUAAGUGAACUAUAUUAUUAAAUGAAACAUAAUAAAAUAUGUAUAUCAAAUAUUUGGUAUGAUGAAUAGUGUUACAUUGAUCAAACAUCGUUUUAUUCAACGAAGAGGAAAAAGAAACGAAUGCAAGAUAGGGCAAUAAUUAUUGGCUCAAAUUUGUAUCAAAACGGUAAUCGAAACACGCAGCCCAGUACUUUAACAAAACGAUUAAAUGAAACGUAGCGCACCACUGGUCGAGACACGUGUCACAACAUCAUGAGAUGACUUUCCUAUGUGAUAUUCUAAGUGUCUCUCUAAUGAGAGCAAACCUUCUUUUAUAUAGUAAGAUUUGACGAAUUUUGUGUCAUUACUAAAUUCCCGUGCAGCCGAAUGAAUACAUUUGGUUUGGGAAACUUGGGAUCAUUGUUUUUCUGUGAGUGUCAGUCCUUGACCAUGACAUAUUGCUACUCGAAUCUAGAACAUAUGUGUUUUUUAUGACAAGUUGAAGAUAAGCUAGUUUAGGAAGAUCUGCUUAUGGUUAAAAUACUUUCUUAAAAGGUUAUCCGCAUCUUCUAAGCAAUAUUAUAAAUCAUAUAAUUUCUGAUGUUAAUUAAGCUUAAAAGUUAUAAACACUGGAGUUCUUGUGGGCGUAUGCAUUGAUACGGUAAUGUUCCGUGUUUAAACACAAAAUAUAUAAUUAGAAACCAGUUUGAGACAAAGUUACAAAACACUAAUUAUGUAGUGUUUAGGCGUUAGAUGUUAUCAGUCCAAACUUCAAACUUCAAAGUAACAACAGUUCACAGUUUAAGUAAUUAAAACCACUUAUGAUAUGGUCCAUUUCUUUAGCAAAAAACAAAAAGAUAUUGUCCAUUUGUGUUUGAUUAAUUAUUUUAUAAUCACGAGUAAAGUUACUAACCCACCACGAAAAGGCCAUGUGCACGUAUAUACCACGGUCAGUUUACUUAGUUUAGUGAAACAUAAACUAUACAUUAAUUCAGACGCGUCAAGAAAAGAAGUAGACGCGUUGCAUAGAUCAAACGACCAUUUGAAAUCUUAAUUUAGUUUUAUUAAGUGAAACUUUGUCAGCAGCCUCUAAUUCACUACCUUCCAAAAAGAUAAUUAGUUUGGACUCAGAAAGCUCCGAGGUUUAUUGAUAACUUAUUGAUAACCGAGAAACAUACAGGAAUGUGGAUAUAUCAAUACUAUCCAAUAUCCAUUAUUCAUAGGCUACAUGAUAUUUUGUAUGGGUGCAUUCUUUACGAUGAACAUGUCAAAUGCAUAACGCCAUUACCAAGCGUAUAAUUACAUAAACAAAAAGGGUAUCACAUACACAAGAGUUCGUUGUACAAGAAAAAAAUUUAAAUGAAAAUUGUCACGCUGGGCACAAAGCAUAUAAAGCUAAAUUAAGGGGAUCUUCUCCAUAAAAUUAUAACUUUUAAUUAAGAAAAAAAAACUCGUUUAGCUUUAAUCUACGAUAACAGUUACAGCUUACUUUGCAAUUUAAAAUAAUCAGAACAUUAUUCUAACUUUUUCAUCUGUUGUGUAUGCUUUUGUUCAGUUCUAUGUAUUUUCUUUCAAACUAUUUCUAUGCAGUAUUCAAAUCAUAUAGAUUGAUGAAUUCUGUAACACAUAUGUAUGAUGGAUCAUCAUGAUAAUGAUAAUGAUAUAAUCAUGAUAAUGAUAAUGAUAAUGAUAAUACGUCGCUGUCAAUUGUGUGAAAGGGAUAAGCGCAUUAUUCUUUAAUCCACACUGCAUGGUUUGAUGUGAUCCAAUGAUUCUCGAUUUGCUUUUAGGGUCAUGUAAUCUCCAUCUUUGACUCCUUAUAAAAAACAUAAUUAGUUAUAUAAUCAAUGUAUGAUAUCACUGAAUGUAAAAUUAUAAGAAAGUUAAUCAAAAUUGGCAUGACAUCACAGGCCUCACGUCACCGGAGAGCAAAAGAUAAUACAUUCAACCGGAUUCCUAUAACGCGGUAGGACUGGGAGGUCUAUUUGAACUUUGAAGAUGAUUUGUUUAUUUGUUUACUCGGCUGAAUCAUAGCCAUCAGAUAAAUAAUAAAAAUAUAUACAAUAAGAUUAGCUAAACUAGAGUGAGACUUUCACCAAAUUGAUUUCUAUUGUGAUCGAAGAGAGACCAUCUCCAAUCUAUUGUUGUUUUAUCUAUAUAAUAACAAAUAGAGAUAACCAGCCCAAUUCUAUUUCAUUUUUACAGAAAAAAGAAAUAGUAUAUUUUUUACUUUUUACUCUAUAUUUGAAAAUUAUUAUUCUAGAAAAAUAUAUUCGAUAAUAUAUCACAUUUAAAAAGGUAAAAUAGUAAAAUACAUUGAAAUGGUCUAAAUUAUAGAAAGAUUAUAGACCAAUAAUUUACAUCUUAUAGAUACUAAUAAAAAUUAUUUUAGCUAAAUAAACAAAUACUAUUUUCUGCAUUGUAAAAUAACUUUAGCAGUUUUAUAAAUUUGAAAAUUCUAUUAAGAGAAACAGGGUAAAAUAAUAGUAGUUAGUAGUCCUUCUCUUUUCCACCCAACUUCUUAUAGUCUAAGCUUAAAACAAAAGGAGAAAUAAUAAUAAUAAAAUAAAACUUAUCGAAUAAGCACAAUGGUUGGAUUCGUCUCAUCAUUAUAAAUACUAAAACACACAUUUGCACAACACACGAAACUCACAUUUCAAUCAAACUCUCUCAAAAAGAAACAAAACACACAGAGAAUUCUAAAAAAAGGUUCUGAAUUUAAAUGGCUAUGGAAGAGAAACUCGUGAUCAACGAAUUGGAACAAGGGAGAGAGCUUGCCAAACGAUUGAUAAGCAAUCUCAAACACACUUCUUCUGUUGAAUCUAGCAAGAUCAUGAUCUCUGAAAUCCUCCGCAUUUACCAGAAUGCAAUUCUCAUGUUGAGCUUCAAGGAAGACGACAAGAACAUCCUUAAGAGAAGCCGCGAGAUCGAAGAGAAGGAUUCUAAAACCUUGUCUAAGAAGAGAAAAUUAUCGGACAAGAAGACAGAGGAAGUUAGGGUUUUUGUCGGAACAGGUUCGAUUGAUGAUGGUUAUUGCUGGAGAAAAUACGGGCAAAAAGAGAUUCAUGGAUCCUCAAACCCUAGAGGAUACUUCAGAUGCACGCAUCGAUUCACGCAGAAGUGUCCAGCACAAAAGCAAGUCCAGAGAUCCGACAAAGAUCCUUCGAUUUUUGAAGUGAAGUAUGUCGGGAACCACACUUGUAACAACAACAGUACUUCCCCAAAGACGACAGCCACGAGCUUUUCGAUGUUUGGAGAAGGAAACAGAGUUGGUUUGACAGAGCAAACCGAAGACAUUAAUAAACCGACGAAAACCGAGGAAGUGGUGAUAAGUCUUGAAGAUCUUGAGUACAAGAAGGACAUUUUCAAGACGUAUUCUUUCUCCAACGAUGAGAUUGAGAACGUUGGUGGAUGGAAAAGCAACAUUUUCCAGGAAAAUCUGUCUCCUGCAACGACAUCAGGGUCUGGGAUGACCAGCGAGAUUGCUACAGCUGUUGAAGAUUGGGGAACUGUAGAUUCGUAUUUCUCUUCGUUGGACAAUAUUAUCGAUUUGGGACAGGACUUGUGGUCGUGACAUUUGAAUCGGUGGAUGUAAUGUUGUCGUGGUAGUAAUUAUAGAUGGUGGGUGUAAGGUUUAUAUUAGUCUGUGCCGAUGGUUAGAGAUUGGGUUUUAGGAUACUUUGAGUUUUACCCUUUUUGUUUCAAUAGUGUUUUGUGUGAAUUUUCAAAGAGAUUUGACGGUACAUCAUACAUGAUGACACAAUCAAUAAAGAAAUGAUUUUAGCAUUGUAAACUUUAAGAUAUGCUUCAAAUCACACAAUAUCUGAGGUUUCAAAUCAGUGCUUCGUUACAACUUCUGGUAAUAUAAAAUAGGAGCCGAUGAGUUAUGGGCCUUGAGUACAAAAUGAAGCCCAAUAACAAUUUAACAGCCCAAUAACAAUUUAACAGCUCAAUACGGAACAGACUUGAGUCGAUUUCAUCUGAAGAAUCUUGCAGAGAUAGCCGGCGAAGACCACAACAAAGAAAAGUUCAGAGGAAGAAGAAGAAGAAGAUGAUCUACCGAAAGUGGAGUCUGCUUUCCGGUCCACCGGUUAUACUCGGAGGAGCCGUAGUUGCUGCCGUCGCCCUUGGCAUCCUCGUACAGAACGUUACGAAAGGGGAACAAAAGAAGAAUGUCUCGUCAAACAAGUGAAAAGGGAAAAGAUGGGAAGAAAAUGCUACAAAUAAACUGUGUAGUAGUGUGAGUUAUGACAUUUAAAUCAUGCAGUGUAAGCUCAAUAACUAAUGAUUUUGGAAGCUUUUUCAAAUACGCACAUCUCUUUUGGUGUUUUGGAAUCUUAUUCCCAAUAAUAAUAUUUCAUUUUGCGCAUU